GGUUGCCAUAACAAUGACUAUUACACCUUUAAUUUAACACUAGUCUAAUUGAUUUUUGAAAUUCAACUACAUUUACACUUUCAUCUGUUUGUGUUGUGUGUGUUUGAAUAUUAUUUCAAGAUGCCACCCAAGACUAACACCAAAGGAAAGGGCAAGAACCAGAAAAAGGACAAUGGGCCUAAUGAGGACAUGCCCAAAGCUCAGGGAGACAAGACUGAGGACGGUGUUGUGGACGCACCUGGAAAGUCACCAGCGGUGGUGGCCAAGCAUUCAGCACCAGAGAAGACAAAGGAUGAGCUGUGGGAUGAAUAUUUAAGGCUCCAAAAGGAGCUUGAGAGUGUGCAGAGGCAGAAGAAGCACUUUCAUAUUGAAACAAACAAAGCUCAAAGAUUCUGCGAAAACUCCAAGAGAAACCUGGAGGUGGCAAAGGGGAGGAUGAGAGAAACGCUCAAGUUGAAACAGGAGGCUAAGAAACAACACCAAGCUGAAAUAGAGGAGCAAGAGCUAAAGCUCAAACAGUUGAAGACUGCGCAACAAAAUGAGCUUUCUGAACUAAAGAUGGCUGCCAGCGCCACAGCCUCUACGAUCCACGAAGAGCUUAGGGAGCCAGAGGUGGAGCUUCAGAUGAAAAAGCACUGUCUACAGCUAGACCAGAAAGAGAAAGGGUCUCGUGCCAGAGUCAACAUUAGAAUGCUCCAGCAGAAACAGCAGGAUGAAUUGGCGGGCUUGUAUAUGAGUUUUGAAAAGCAAGUUAAAGAAGUCGACGCACAAUAUUUGAACAAAAGAUAUUCAAUGGUAAAGGAGAACGAGAAAAGAACAAAAGCUGAAAUCACUGAGACUAGGGAGGAGAUGGAACGACGCACCACAAAUACUGUAUUAGACCAUGAGACGGCUUGGCUGUUUUUCGACAAUGUGAACAAAAAUAUCUUAGACGCACAGGACUUACCCAAAAAGAAGACCUUAGAGAAUGAACUUGAAGCUCUGAAGAUGAGACAGGAUAAUCUGACAAGGAAGCUGGCAGCAGCAGUAGAGAAGAGAGGACGUCUGACUGGGACUCUACAGGAAAUGGAGGAAAAGCUGUCAGAGAACCGGCAGCAGCUAGCUGCCCAGAGAAAAGCCAUGGCCAAGAGUUGGAAGAAGACCAAAAAGAAAUCUGCACGUGUACUCGAGGAGAGACGCGACCUGUAUUUGAAGCAUCAUCAGUUGGAGCUGAGACAUGAACAGAUUCAGAAUAAGUUUGACGAGAUGCAGAAGAGGCAGACCGAGGCCAUUCUAAACAUACAGCAGAGAGGCAGCCUGAAGUCUAUGUUUGCUGAGGACAAGAUAAGGGCCAUGACGGAAACGUUUGAGAAGGAGCAGCUUAAACUCUGGGUGGCGCUCACUGUUGGACAGGGAGACCAGACGGCUUUAAAAAACAUUAAGGAACUAUUUCAAUCCAAAGAUGCCAUCAUUAAGGAUUUGGAGAAUAACUUGUUAGGAGAUUUAAAGGACUUCAAACACUUGAUUAAGGAAGCGGAGGAUAUGGGAAUCUCCACAGAGAAGUGGCUCCCAAUCUGUAACAUGGACAAGGCUCCUGUUGGUCCCAUGAACAUUGCUGAUCUAACGCAAAAAAUGAUGUCGCUGUCUAUCUCUGAAGACAAGCCUGACCAAACUCUGGGACCAAGCCAUGAUGCCGCCAGUCCAGACAGGGAGCAAUUACAGCAUCCAGGAGCUUCUUCUUGUCCUCAGACGUCCAAUGGAGAACCAUCCUCUGUGCUGCACCCUUAAAACAUCCGACACUUUGCAUCACUUUCACCGAGUGGAAUAGGAAAGGUGGAAUCUUCAAAAAAGCUUUCUCAGUUUAGUUGUGUGUAAAUAAACAUGUAUUCUCACUUUCA
This is a messenger RNA of Mugil cephalus (flathead mullet), 1877 nucleotides long. RefSeq names its product dynein regulatory complex subunit 4-like. The record is from RefSeq and is a predicted model, not a curated record. NCBI's taxonomy places the organism in Eukaryota, Metazoa, Chordata, Actinopteri, Mugiliformes, Mugilidae. The coding region runs from base 121 to 1767 and encodes 548 amino acids. Gene Ontology annotation, cellular component: Golgi apparatus; microtubule; motile cilium. Gene Ontology annotation, biological process: cell motility. Gene Ontology annotation, molecular function: small GTPase binding; microtubule binding. The transcript has 14 exons.